This is a messenger RNA of Micropterus dolomieu (smallmouth bass), 953 nucleotides long. RefSeq names its product spermatogenesis associated 4 (gene spata4). The record is from RefSeq and is a predicted model, not a curated record. Gene Ontology annotation, biological process: regulation of cytoskeleton organization. The transcript has 7 exons. Gene Ontology annotation, cellular component: axoneme. Bases 162 to 938 code for a protein of 258 amino acids. Lineage: Eukaryota; Metazoa; Chordata; Actinopteri; Centrarchiformes; Centrarchidae. Gene Ontology annotation, molecular function: microtubule binding.
CCGCCACCGCUGUCUGUCAAAAAAGUGUGUCUUGUCGUUGCCAGGGAAAUAUAAACAAAAAAAGACAAGCUGUUGCGGCUCGUUACUUAUCUUAGAGGAAACUGGACAUCUAGACAGUAAACACAUUAUUGGUUUGUAGAUUUCAUCAGGCUCAGAGCAGCAUGUCUCUUGAACAGUUUCCCCAAAAGACUGGACUGCCAAGAGAAGUCGUGAAAUGGCUGCAAAGCCUCGACUUGUCAUUUUAUCCGAAGAAUGUGCGCAGAGAUUUUUCCAAUGGUUACCUUGUGGCAGAGAUAUUUUAUCAGUAUUACCCCAAAGACUUUCCAGUGCAUUCAUAUGACAAAGGAACAUCCCUUUCUGCCAAACAGAGGAACUGGAGCCAUAUAGAGAGGACUUUACAGAAGCAGAAUCUACACUUGAUGAAGGAGGUCAUUGAUGGAACCGUCCACUGUAAACCAGGAGCAGCUGAGCUGUUGGUGCAGGAGGUUUAUACUAUUUUAACUAAGCAGAGUAUCAGCGAUGUUAUGGACUCAAAGACAGACUUCACUAACAAAGAGUACCAGGGGCUUCUGCCCACACUGGCCCGGUCCAGUGCCACCAAGGCCAUCAAAAACAACCUGAGGAUAACAGAGAUCAUGGCUGAGCCUGACAUUAGCGCAAACCACAGGAAGGCAGAAGUUGUACUCCAUCAGCGCCUGGAGCUCAAGGCUGCAGAUAAGGUUCUCAACCCUGGAUUUUUUAAAGUGAAGUCUAAUCUGGGUCAGCUGGCGGUCAAAAAUCUUGUGCAAUCCAUCCGCAGUGAUGAGUGCUUUGACAGCCAUUCAUCUGGAGACACUACAUCACAGUUGUGCUCCUCAUCAACGUGGAGUGGAGCUGUUGUUUCCUUGAAGGAGAUAAAGGUGUGCCAGCCUGUCAAACGCUCCCUGGUUAACUAUUAAAAGUAAUUGGAUGGA